GCGCAGCCAGCCUCGGCACGAGACGAAGACGAUGAAUAGAACGUGCGCUCGCCUCGAGGCGACACCUGUCAAGCCGUUACUAAACAGAGUUGGUUUAUUUUAAAAGACUGAGGCGCCCUGAAGACUUGCGGGAUAAACCGAGUUGGAAAUAGAGAUUAGUCGCACCUUUUUGCAGCGGUUUUGCGCUCAGGGAGAGACACGGAUCGAGCCCUUUGAGGAGAGAGAAAAGGUUGCAUGUAGCGGUAACGUUAUGACAAGCCGUUUAGGAGUUGAAGUAGUGAAGUUGACGUAGGUCAGAGGCGAGCUAACUGACAGCGAGAACCGGGAGCAAAAAACCGUUGGAGAUUAAAAAAUAAAUAAAUAAACGGGACUUUAUCCGAGGUUAGUCUCUCUCUCUCUCUCUCUCUCUAUCACACACACACGCGCACAUUCGCUCUAAACACAUUAGCCUACAGUGAAACAACAGGGUGGGAGAUAACUAGUGCACAUCGCGGAGCUUCGGUGCGGGCAGAACGAACAUCCUCCCCCGUCCCUCCGCGGCGCCCUUCGCCCGGCUCUAGAGGCUGAUGCUGACCGGGACUUAACGACCCGCGUACAUAGCCUAUCUAUUAAGUUGAGAGGAUGAUUUGACAAGGAUGCCUUGAGGGGAAACGAGCACGAGAGAGGCAGAAAAUGGAUAACAAAGGGUGGUGCUCACUAACACUGAGCCAGCUGUCCUGCUGAAGCAAACACCAGUGAAGUCUACCUUGAGGAUACUAGACGGUGGUCCAUUUCUGCUAACCUGUGGGGGAACUUUUCACACUGAGCCACGUGACAACGCCGCUCAGAGCGGACUACAUACAGUACACACUCAUCGGGCCUUGCUGUUUCUGAAGAGCAUCUGUGUGAACUGAAAAGGAAGCGAUUAAACAUUAGAGAGUGAGGCGGAAACUGAGAGGAGAAAGAAGCAUCUGAACCUAACUCUUACAGCCUGUAUUCUGCACCGGGCCAAACUGUCCAUCACAGCCUCAAACAUACUCAUUACCAUCACUGAACUGUGAAAUGUAUGUUGUUAUAAUCGUUAUAAUACAACUAAUAAUUGUAAGGACUCUUUGCUUGAUUUUUUUGAGCCUUGGAAAUCCCACUUAUUCUCUUCUUGCUGCUCAUUAAUUAAAACCAUUACCUGGUUAUUCAAAGCAAGCGUAGCACGGCACUAUUACUAUUUUUGCAUGACCCACUGCGUAUCCAUUAGUAUCCAGGAUUGCUUUUGACUUCGAAGAAGGACCCUUGAGCCCUCAACCAUCUUCUGACUAUCUGCCCAACUGUAGCAUUUUGGUGUGGUGUGGUGGUUUCAGAAUUAGACCUCUGGACGCUCGAUGAAGAUGACUUGAGUUGGCAGGCCUAAAAGCCCCUUACCCCAGAGAGAUAAAGAGAGAGCGCUUGGCAGUAGGACACACACAACACACAAAUGUGGGUGCCGAAGCGGCUUUGAGCCAUGCUGGUGUUGCUACUCGUGGAGCCCUGGAGUACAGGCUAUCAUCAUCCCUAUCAUCAUUCACCCAAGCUGAGGAAGAUUCAACGGCCCAGAGGAGCGAGGCUACACUUGUGAACGAUUCAAAGACUGGGAAACUGCGCUAACACACAGAGAUCCACAGCUACAUCCGUAAUAACAAAUACAGACACACUAAUACUCCUCUCCACAAAUCUUUGAUACAGGAAAAACAAAGCUGCGGCGGACGUGAAAGGCACAGAGACUGAGCAGGAGCUGUGCACCAACAUGGCAGCUGAGAGUCUUGCUGAGCUUCGUGAUUGGCUCUUUCUGCUCCUCCUGUGCCUCACCUUAUUGGCUGAGGUGCUAGAACUGGCGGCAGCGGCAAUUGCCAUGGAGACGGGCGAGGGAGAUGAGGGCAUUGUUUGUCCCUCAGUGUGCCGCUGUGAUGAGGGUUUUGUCUACUGCAAUGACCGUGGCCUCAGUAUAAUUCCUCCACUACCAUUAAUGGCUGCCAUCCUCUACUUGCAGAGCAACCGGCUGAGUAACGCUGGCCUGCCUCCCUCACUGGAACGCAGCACUUCCAUACGAGUGAUUUACCUGUAUGCCAACCAGUUGGAUGAAUUCCCUUUACACCUCCCGCCUUCUUUACGGGAGCUCCAUUUGCAGGAUAAUAAUAUACGAACGUUACCGAGAUCAGCUCUGGCCAAGUUACCAUUACUAGAACGUUUGCACCUGGAUGAUAACUCUAUAUCCACAGUUAGCAUCCAGGAGCGAGCUUUUUCUGGGACUCCACGACUACGACUGCUGUUUCUGUCUCGGAACCACCUGUCAAGCAUCCCUGCAGGCUUGCCAGCGUCCUUGGAAGAGUUGCGACUGGACGACAACAGAAUCAGCACCAUCCCCACUCAUGCCUUCCGUGGGCUCUCUUCCCUGCGACGCUUGGUCCUGGAUGGGAACCUGUUGGCCAACACACGCAUUGCAGAUGACACCUUUUCCCGUCUCUCCAACCUGACUGAGCUGUCACUGGUCAGGAAUGCCCUACAGUCUCCGCCAGUCUACCUACCUUCGGCUCACCUCGUGCGACUCCAUUUGCAAGACAACGGAAUGACUCACAUACCACGGGGGGCGCUGGAAGGAAUGCGGCGGCUACAGAGGCUGGACCUGUCAGGAAACAAUCUGACCACUCUCCCACGAGGACUUCUAAAAGACACAGAAAGCCUGGAGCUGCUGCUGCUGCGAGGAAACCCCUGGUACUGUGGCUGCAACCUUCGCUGGCUCCACGCAUGGCUGCACAGCCGGGGGGCAGCAGUGACAGUCAGGGGUCUGACCUGUCAGGGGCCCGAGCCUGUAAGGGGCCAGGCCCUCAGAGAACUAACCUCCCUGAUGGAGCAGUGUGAAGGCCCCCCUGCUGGUCCCAGUACUGGAAUGGGGGUCAACCCAGCAGAAAAAGAUGGAGGAGGUGAAGAUAGUGUUGGAGGGGGCCAAGCAGUGGAUUCAGUCCCCCAUGGCAGCAGCACAACUACCUCUCUACUAGUCCCCACACAAGGUUCCCUCUUCACCCUGCGAGCCAAGUGGCCAGGCCUUGUUAUGCCUCUGCCUCCCGGUGAAGGAGGACAAGUAUCUGGAGAGGCACUGGAGCUGUCUGUAAAACCUCUCUCUUCGGACAGUGUAUUGGUGAGUUGGCUGUGCCCACAGCCAGCACCUUCCUUCCGCCUGUCGUGGCUGAGGUUGGGUAGCAGUGCAGCUCUUGGUUCCAUAACAGAGACUCUGGUACCUGGAGAGAGGAGGCAGUACCUCCUUACUCAGCUUACCCCACGCUCCCAUUACCUCAUCUGUCUACUGCCACUACGACAGGAAUCUUCCUUUGGAGGUUCCAGCAUGGGUUUAUCACGAGUUGGCAGCAUGGACACAGACAGUAAAGAAACGUCCCCGGCCUGCGCUCAGAUAGAGACUGGAGAGGCUCUUGUCAGCACAGGAGGGGAGGGGUCAGACAAAGACGGACAGGACUCAGAGCUAACAGUUCUGCCGUUGGCUGGGAUCAUAGGGGGGGCUACAGCAUUAGUAAGCCUGCUGUUAAUCUUUGGCAUCUUCUGCUGGUACGGACAGAGAGCAGGUUAUGUGUCCGGGGACUCAUACAGCAGGGGCCGGGGUGGAAAACCUUACGAUGACUAUGUAGAGUCAGGCACCAAGAAAGACACUUCCAUCUUAGAGAUCAGGGCCCCUCCUGCAGGGUUUCAGAUGACAGCUAUGGCCCAUCAGCCACUGCAGCCUAAGCUUGAGGAUGUCACCUACAUCCACACCAUUUUCCCCUCUUCUUCGUCUUCGUCCCAAGCUAACGGGACCUACCGGAGCAGCCACGGAGCCGGCAGCCUGAAUGGCACCAUCCUCAGCCAAACCAGCCACCAUCAUGUCACUUAUGGUACCAACCGUGGCUACAGAGAGGGUGGCAUCCCCGACAUAGAUUAUGCCUACACGUGAUAAUACAGGGACACACUCCCUGAGCCACGAUUGCCAGGCGCCAUUUCUAUGAUGACGACCUCUUGGCUGGUGGCCAUUUUGUCCUUGGUUUCCAAAGUACCCUCUGUGCCUCUGCUGGUUCAAUUCUGAUUGGUUUGCUAAGUAGAAAAGACUGAUUUCAGCUAUGUUGAUUGGACAUUGCUAUUAAGUGAAAGAAGUAACAGUCCUACUAUAUUCUACUACUGUAUACUACAUUAUACAGUAGGUCCUUCUUUCAGCGCAACUUAUAGUUAUAAAUGGUUACGUUUUCUCUUUUGGAUAUCUCAGUGUCUUUCAAACCUACUGUUCUCAGCUCAUAAUAAUACACAGUAACUUAUUUGAGGUUGAUAUACUAGGCUUAGCUGAUUUAGCAGGAUAUAUAUUUAUAAUAUGAGGAAAAGGCACUUGAUGUGUAUAGAGAUAGCUCUCAUAUCUUCCUACCAACUAUAAGCUCUGUGCUGUAUAGAUAAAAGGGAUGACAUCAAUGGAUAAAUCAAUGGUUGUUAUAACCUACAGAUGACAAUGCAUCAUGGAUGACAUGAAAAGAUGUGUUCCUAGCCCCCUCCUUUUACUCCCCUCCUUUUUAAUUUUUCCUCUUUUCCGCCCCUUUUUUUUGCUGAGGCUCUUUCCUUUUAUUUCUCUCGUGUCUAUUGUGGUGCCGUGAGCAGAGGACGACUUUGUUCUCGCCAAGGGAGCUGACAGCAGUGAUAACAGUUCUGACAGAGACGGGAGACACAAACCACAGCAUGGGGAGACUAAUGAGAGGGAGAGAGACCGAGAGAGAGAGAGUGUGUGUGUG
Molecule: messenger RNA, 4766 nt
Organism: Perca fluviatilis (European perch)
Lineage: Eukaryota; Metazoa; Chordata; Actinopteri; Perciformes; Percidae
Gene: flrt1b
Product: fibronectin leucine rich transmembrane protein 1b
Exons: 3
Coding region: 1757-3949 (730 amino acids)
Molecular function (GO): protein binding
Source: RefSeq, a predicted model, not a curated record